This is a messenger RNA of Mugil cephalus (flathead mullet), 4373 nucleotides long. RefSeq names its product cyclin-dependent kinase inhibitor 1D (gene cdkn1d). Gene Ontology annotation, molecular function: cyclin-dependent protein serine/threonine kinase inhibitor activity. Gene Ontology annotation, cellular component: nucleus. NCBI's taxonomy places the organism in Eukaryota, Metazoa, Chordata, Actinopteri, Mugiliformes, Mugilidae. Gene Ontology annotation, biological process: regulation of mitotic cell cycle; signal transduction by p53 class mediator. The coding region runs from base 370 to 915 and encodes 181 amino acids. The transcript is spliced from 4 exons. The record is from RefSeq and is a predicted model, not a curated record.
GUGGCCACUGCGAAGAUAUUUGACCUACUUCUGGAGGCUGGGAAGGAGAAGUGAAGCUCAGUGUUCGCGGCGCAGCGCAGGAGGAGCAUCAGCUUUUUGGAGCCCCGCGCAAAGCAAGAUCAAGAGGAUUAGUUCAUGAUAACAAGAGUCCAUAACAAACAAGUCGUAGAUAAGGGGACAGGCACGACCCUCCCGUGGGCAGUACCUACCGAAAAUUUUCAACGUGACACUUGUUUAUCUACACGGGAUUGUCAAGGAGCACCUUUCAUUCCUCGGAUUCGGUGCACGGACAGUGCGUAAAAGUUUGGGAAGGAAACGCAGCAGCUCGUCAAACUCCGCUACGAAACUUUUUGAGACGCUGAUGGGACGAUGGCUUCUACAUCGACUCCAUCAAAAUCAGGACCAAGUACGGAGCCCGACUCCGAGCUCUCGCGUCUGGGAGGCAUCGAGGACCUGCGGUUGAAGGUGGGCCCGGUGCGGAGGAACCUCUUCGGGCCCGUCGACCACAAGCAGCUGCAGCAGGACUUCCAGCGGCUGCUCUGCAUGAGCGUGGAGGUGGCCAACAAGCGCUGGAACUUCGACUUCCAGGGCGACGUGCCGGGCGAGGGCUCCAGCAUCGAGUGGGAGGAGCUCAGGUGCCAGGACGUGCCGGCGUUCUACCGCAGCUGCAUGGUGCGGCCGGCGGCGCAGGCCAGGGCGGCGACGUGCGCGAGGCGGAUGUCGUCCUCGUCGGGCGAGGGCUCGCCCGUGUCCAGCAGCUCCUCGGGGUCCGGGUCUGGGGAUGAGUACCUGGAAGUGACCACAAGGGGGUACUACAGGCUCCGGUUGGGGAAGCGAAGGCAGUCCGCCAUCACAGAUUUCUUCAAGUUGAAGAAGAAGAAGCUUCUGAAUCACAAGUCAUCUUCUCGGCAGUAGAGAAGCACAACGGGCCCCCGGUGGAAGAUCACUAAGUGGUCGACACAUCCCUCUACACGUCACCUCACAUAGAUCAUGUGUACAUAUGUAGCAAUUUGUUAAUGACUGUCCACAAGCUCACACAUACACGGGCUUCAAAAAAAAAAAACUUCUGACACCACAUACCUUUAAUAUUCAGCACAAGGAAGCUACCAUUCUCCUCGUUUCUCAGACUCUAGACACGGUUUUUGUGGAUAAAUAUUAUAUAUACUGUAUAUUCUAUAUACUGUUUUAACUCAGCUUUUUUUUUUCUUUUCUUUUCUUUUGCCUAACUAUACUGUGAAAUCAUUUUUGAAUGCACUCUUUCAGGAUAAAGAAAACCGGCUCUAGUUUUGAGAGGUUAAUUCCCCUCCAACAGGCCAUGAAUAGUAUUUGACCUCAGUCCUUGACCUUUUUACCCUCCCUUCUCGCUACAAGUCAUAAGAGGUUUUGAUUAGAUGAGUUACUAUUCCUGUCCCACGUUCCACACGCAAGCCUUUAGUCUCACCCCACGGCCCCGAAAGCUCAAGUUGAGCCUCGGGGUCAAAACCUCGCCCGGGGUUUAAAAUUUGGCAGCGCGACUGUGAUUACCUCCAGGUUAAAGGUCAGUGGUGGAGGUUCAGCUCCAGAGGUAAUGCAUCCGUACUUGUGUGAUAGGGACUUCAAAUCUGAGUAAUAAUAAUAAUAAUAAUAAUAAUAAUAAUAGUGUUUUAUAUCACAUAUUUAUUUCAAAUUUAACAAAUAGAAAAGCAAUGUGAGAAACGAGGUAAAAUAAGUCGUGCCAUUGCCCCUAAAUGUGCCUUAGACUACAAGUCAUAAUGGCUCAUACUCAAGCCACCACUUCAAAAAUAUUCGUAACAACGUAGCAAAAAAUUCCAAACUAUAUUCCUUUUUGCUUUGUAUUAUUUGCAUAAUGGGGUUAUGAAAUUCUUCUUUUUGGCAACAGACCUAAACGUACCUUAUAUGGUGGUAUGUCUUUUAUCAGCUUUGUGCUUUUAAUUAUGUAGCAUUUUCCACUCAUCUUCUUCAUGUGAAGCCCACCUCCUAGGUUUACUCCAUGAAGGGAAUGAAGUGUUUUUUUUUGUUUGUUUGUUUUUUUAUCACUGUGUUGCAGCUCGGAGGAAUCAAAAUUUCCCGAUUCCGCCCCUUGAUCCUUGUUUUAUAUGAAGAGUCUAGCUGUGUCACAUUUUCUGUCGCCGUGCAGGUUUUCGAUAAGUGUUGGCAUUGUGUAUACAUAUAUGCAUUGACGUGUGGGUGUGAAUGUGUUGGUGUGGUGUGCAGUGGUGUGUGAAGUCAUGAGGUUUUUCACAGUUAUUUAAAGUUGGCAGCUGAGGCAUUAAACUAGGAACUUUUUUUUUUUUUUUUUUUUUUACACGUUACUAAAUGUUUGAUCAGUUAAGGAUCGCAGGGGAUUUUCAAGUCAGCCAAGAUCCUAAAAGAAAUACUUGCAUUAUUUUUUAAAGACAAGUUAGGCAGCUUUUGUUUUUUUAAUGUUGCUAAAUGUUUGACUAAUUAGUUAUGGAUCACAGGAGAUUUUCAAGUCAGCCAAGAUCCUAAAAAAAACAUUUUUUUAAAGACAAGUUAAGCAGUCUUAGGUGUUCCGCAUGGAAGGCGAUUAGGGCCACUACACCUUUUUUUUUUCCGUCAGAAUUCAGAUUUUUUUUCCACAGAAUUUAAACUUAUUUAUAUGAAUUCUAACUUUAAGUCAGAAUUUAAACUGAAAGCUGGCAUUUUUCCCUACAAUUAAUAUUUUUUCCAAAAUCCAGACUUUAAUCCUUUUCUUGUAUUAGAUUUUUUCCUCUUAAGGAAACUUUUUUUUUAACCAGAUUGAGGAUAUUUUCUCACUAAUUGACGACUUUCUUUCCCCCAGAAUUAGACAAAAGUAAAUUUAGAGUUUCUUAGAUUUUUCUCCAGAAUAUUCUCAAUGGUGGCGUUAACCCACUUCUGUAGGGACAUAACUGCUCAAGUUGUUAAUUAAUUCUUAAUUCCCCAAUUCCAAUUUGUGUGUGGAUAAAAAGCCAUAACUUGGAUUCAUCCGCUCUUACUACCUCAUCAAACGAUUCAGUGGCACAGAUACAAGAAAAACUGAAGAAAAAAAAAAUCAAUUUAGCUCAGGUUGUUUGUGUCUGCAGACACGAAAGAGAGACAGGGGGGGGGGGCUGUUAUUCUGUUGUGGUCAAAGCUGUUGAGGUUCAGAGCUCCGUGUAGAGUUUCACAUCAGGUGAAAGAGUCAGUGUGUCAGAGAGCGGGGCCCUCCUCCGCACAGAGGAAACUGGUCCCACAAGGGGGGUGGGUGGGACAGGCAGACAGCUUUUGUUGUCGCUCCCUCUUUCCCUGCCUCACUUUGCUUUGACAGCUUUCCCAGAAUAGACAGAGCAGAGGACUAGCGGUGGGGGGAAGGAUGAGGAAAAAGGGACAAACUUUAAUAGAAAAUGUCUCAGACCCCUUCUGGAUCAAAGGAUUUCUCUAGCCAGACAAGUGGCCUGUGAUUCAGACACGCUUUAUUGUCUGCCCCCUUAAAAGUCGCGCUUUUAUGAACCAGCUGCCUCUGUGAAAAAUCUGCAUGAAAGCAGUUGUUCAUAAACAUUUUGGGGUUUUCAUAACUCUGCAUGGCUAAAACUCACGGAUGUAAAAAAUUGCAGACAUGGCUAUUUUGAGUCGAUUUAAACUCUUCAGGAUAUCUGUGUGUGUGUGUGUAUGUGUGUGUGUGUGAUAGCGUUUGUGUGCAUCUAUCUUGUCGAGGCAAAACCUUCAAAGUCUAUAUUAAGUUAUUUUCAGUUUGUGUUUGUGGGGAAAUAAUUAGAAGUUCCCUUUUUUUGCUAUAACUAACUAAUUGUGUUAUUUCUGAAACUAUAUCUUUGCACUACUUAAAACAUUGUCGACAAAAGAACUAUUUUUUUAAGGCAAUCUUACAAAAAAAACAUACAAGUUCUCAUUGAGAAACUGAGACAGAGGUUCGAAUAAAUAUUUUUUUUUCCUCCCAUCAGACUUGUCACUGUUGUGAUUUGGAUUUCUAACGUUUCUUCUUUUUGUAGCUUUGUUAGACUUCCUCGUGUCUUUUGUGAGGAAAAAUAAAAAAAAACAAAAAAAAAAAACAGGAAAAACUCAAAUGUAAAACAUCAAUCAGUCUGUGUCUCACUGUGCUCGAGCAAACUUUGCUUUCCUAAUUCACCUGUCGCAGCUGUAUAAAAGUGUAGGGUUUUUACUACAUUGUAUAUGCAUGAAUGUUUGUAAUAAUUUUGUUGUAAUUUAAUGUAUCCUUUCAACAUGUAAGAAGUGUAAUUGUAUGAGAUCAGAAUCAUCCAUUUUGUUUUUGGACGGUAAUGUUUUUAUAGAAAAUGUUAAGAGAUUCCAUUGCUGGGUUGCUGGUACACUGUUGCCUUUCAUAAUGUGCUCAAAUGAAUAAAACGUCAAUGAAUGAUAUUGAUAUAAACCCUAAA